Molecule: messenger RNA, 3353 nt
Organism: Venturia canescens
Lineage: Eukaryota; Metazoa; Arthropoda; Insecta; Hymenoptera; Ichneumonidae
Gene: Tg
Product: Transglutaminase
Exons: 10
Coding region: 731-3001 (756 amino acids)
Biological process (GO): peptide cross-linking
Molecular function (GO): protein-glutamine gamma-glutamyltransferase activity
Source: RefSeq, a predicted model, not a curated record
AAUCCAUGAGUAUACUAAGAAAAAAAGUCAUUGGAACAACGAAAUGUGGCAUUACGCGGUCAAAAUGGUAUGCAUGCUUGAGCUCAUAGGAAAAAAUGGAAUAGCACGUAUCCGGUCGGUUUGCCAAACAGAUGUUGAGUUUUUUAUUCACUUUCUACGAAUGACACGAAUGUAUUAUUUGAGGUCGUAUUACUCACAAGUUAUCUUCACAGCUUCGGAGUCAUUGUCACUCGGAGGUAGAAGGAAUUCCCUGCUGUAUGCACGAGAGAGAAUGAAGUGCACGGGAGAGUAAGAAUGAGAGAAAAAGAGGGAGAGAACGCCAGUUGUGUUGCGUUGGCUUAGUCUCGGUAGGCGCCAAAAGUUCGAAGUAGGGAGAUGGUAUCGUGGCGUACCGAUAGUACGACUGUCGAUUAUGACAGUCGUGCUCGUGCCACCGACUUCAAUCAGCAUCGAUCUUGAGAUAAUCCAUUAAACUGUUUUAUUUCUCAAUCGCCAAUUGAAAGAUGUUGUUUCCAUAAUUUUGUGUUUGAGGCAUAAGAAUCUGCUUUCUAGUUCUCUCCACACUUGAGCCACGUUUUCCAAGUGACAUGAUCAAUAAAGAAACUGUCUGUCGAAAAAACUCGACGUAGAAGUAGUGAAAAAGUGAUCUGGAUCGAACAAUAUUCCAGCAUUAUUGGUUUUGUGCAACUUACUGUCGAUAAGUGAAAUUUAUAUAAAAGGACUCAAAAACAUGGGUAAUUGUUGCUCGUGCUUUUCAAAAUUCAGAGCUAUUUUCCGACCCCACGACAGAGGCUUCGAUCUUAAACCCGUUUGCGACCGGCCAGAAUGCUUACCGAAACCGCCAACGAGUUCUGUCAACGGGGAAGAUUAUGGAAUUCCGGUUCUUACGAUUGUGAGUGUGGAUCCGUGUUUCGAAGAAAAUGGGAUUGCUCAUCGAACUUCGAGAUACGAGAUCAUGAAUCGGAGAGGUGGAAAGUCAAGAUUGGUUAUUCGCCGUGGUCAAGAGUUUUAUUUGAAUCUCACGCUUUCACGUGACUACGAUGCCACGUUCGAUGGUCUUUCAAUUGUUUUUACGCUCGAUGGAAUUAAAAAACCGCAGUACGGACAUGGAACUUUUAUUGUGAUACCACUGCUUAAUCCUGGCGAUGUUUCGGAAGGAUCGUGGCAAGCUACGAUCGAAUCUAUCGAAGCGAAUAUGAUUAGAAUUAAGAUUAAAUCACCAGGCAAUGCUCUGGUGGGAAAAUGGAAGAUCGAGAUCGACAGCAAAAGAAAGAAUUCCGAGGGCGCUGUAAGCUUUGCUGUUGAAGAAGCAUUCUAUAUCAUUUUCAAUCCUUGGUGCAGAGAGGACGUAGUUUAUCUCGAUGGCGAAGAAGGACGCCAGGAGUACGUGAUGACAGAUACAGGAUUAAUUUGGCGUGGAAGUUACAACAGAUUGAGGCCAACAGUUUGGAAAUAUUCGCAAUUCGAACGGGACAUAUUGGAUUGUGCUCUUUACAUGAUGAACGAAGUUGGAAAGACUCGAGCAACUUCCCGGAACGACCCAGUCGUUAUUUGUCGAGUUCUGUCAGCUGCGGUAAAUUCUCCGGACGACAUGGGAGCAGUGAUGGGCAAUUGGUCGAACGACUUCGGUGGUGGUACGCCUCCAACCAAGUGGAUCGGAUCGAUGAAAAUUCUUCAAGAAUAUUACAGAACGAAAAAGCCUGUCAAGUAUGGACAAUGUUGGGUUUUCUCUGGAGUUUUAGCGACGGUUUGUCGAGCUUUGGGAAUUCCGUGUCGCGUCGUUACGAAUUAUUCGAGUGCGCACGAUACACAAAACAGUCUGACGGUCGAUUAUUUCGUUGACGCCGAGGGAAAAAUUAUGGAGGAACUAAACAGCGAUUCUAUCUGGAAUUUUCACGUGUGGAACGAAGUUUGGAUGAAAAGACCUGAUUUAGGGCCCGAAUAUGCGGGUUGGCAAGCGAUUGAUGCAACGCCUCAAGAACUCAGUGAAGAUGCUUAUCGUUGUGGUCCAGCAUCUGUAGUUGCUGUCAAAAAUGGUGAAGUUCUUCGUCCUUAUGACAAUGGUUUCCUCUUUGCUGAGGUUAACGCUGAUAAGGUUUUUUGGCGUUACAACGGACCUACGCAGCCGUUAAAAUUGAUCAGUAAGGACAUGUACGGUAUUGGCCAACUCAUAAGCACGAAAGCUGUGGGAGAGUGGAAAAGAGAAGACAUAACACACUUGUAUAAAUUUCCUGAGAAAUCGGACGAGGAACGGGAAGCUAUGCUAAAGGCGCUCCGUCAGAGCGAGUCUCUCUUCAGCCGUUAUUACUUGAAUGAAGAGUUCAACGAUGUUAUGUUCAACUUUGAAUUGCUCGAUGACAUAGUAAUUGGUGAACCGUUCAGCGUGAUAUUGUUGAUGAAAAAUCGAAGCAGCGAAUUGGAAUACCGAGUUUCGGUGAUUCUGCGAGUUGAGGUGGUGCUUUACACCGGCCGCGUCGGUGAUCCGGUCAAGAGAUCGGAAACGGAACGUUUAGUCAGACCGGGUGACGUUGAAGAGGUGAAACUGGAACUUUCGUGGGAGGAAUAUGGGCCGAGAUUAUUGAAUCAGUGCGCCUUCAACAUCGCUUGCCUCGCGACCGUCAAGGACACCAACUUCGAGUAUUUUGCACAGGAUGACUUUCGAGUUCGAAAGCCUGACAUUAAAAUCAAGAGAGAAGACGAAGCAAUGGUAGGAAAAAAGCUGGAGGCUUCAGCAAGAUUCGCUAAUCCCUUGCCGAUAGCCCUGAGAAAAGGAAAAUUUUUGAUCGAGGGCCCAGGCCUCGAGGAGCAAUUGAAGAUAAAAUUGUCCGAAAGCGUACAGCCCGGCGAAGAAGCAUUCUGCACAUUCUCGAUGACCCCCAGACUGCCCGGGCGAGCUACGAUAGCAGCGAAAUUUUAUUCCAAGGAAUUGGAGGACGUGGACGGUUUCGUGAAUUUUAUGGUCAAGCCUGACGAUCCGACCCUCGAUAACGAGAUCUCUUGAAGGAGAGAAGCGCAUUAGAAUAAAUUUAUACAUGUGCCAUUUUAUCAUUUUUAUCGUCGUUUUAUUACGAAAAAGAGAGACGGAGCUAAAAAAGUUUUAUUGAGCUCAUUAUAGACUGCGAAUUGGACAAUCGGACAUUUAUCGUGCAUCUUCGAAUUACACAUAAACGUAUAUACAUUGUGUUUUCCUCCUUCGUUAUUCAACACAUGUGAUAUGACCAUUAUAUUUACCAAAAGAUAUUUUCGUUUGUCGACCAUUGGAAGAAUGAGAAAUUGGAUAACAGAGAAAGUAUGAUCGAGUAAGAGAACUCAUAUUUAUUUAUUUGUAUCGAAUAAAGAAUAAUAUGCGAAUA